CUGGACUGGAUCACAGUCCAAAUCUUCGAACGCUCCACCUUCCUCUACUGUUGACAAAACUGAAGUGAUUUCAAUACCUUCCUGCAUUCUUUCAUUCCCAUCAUUUCCAAUGGAACCAAACAAACAAGACUCACCGCCACCGGGGGAGUCCCAACCAACUCCUCCCACCGCCACUCACUGCUGCAUCAACUGCGGCGGCCCCACCGUUUUCCCACCCGAACCACCAUCCCGCUCCGACAUCUCCCCCCCCCCCUCUUACCGCCCCAUCCGCUCCCCCGCCGUCAACCUCCUUCCAAACCACCUCACCCCCCAACAAUCCAUCAUCCUCGCCCCCAUCCCCAAAUCCCAAAAAGUCCCCGCCCUCUCCCCCCCUUUCUCCUUCCAAACCCCGCCCGCCAAGCGCAUCCACUCCCCCGACGACCUCCGCCGCUUCCACGACUCCCUGACCGCGGUUAACUUUCUCGGCUUUGUCGUCGCCCUCUCCGAUUCCGUCUGCGGCCAAAAGGUCUCCGAUCCCUGCCCCACCGUCUCCCCCACCGUCUCCGCCCUCGUCUCCGUCCUCCAAACCCUAAUCCAGUUCGUCGACGACAUCCCCCCCGUCGGCCAGUCCUCCCGGUACGGAAACCUCUCCUACCGUACCUGGCACUCCAGGAUGGUCCAGAACGCCGAAACCCUCAUGCAUCGCUUCAUCACGCUUCAGGACGAUGAGGAUGCGUACCGGCCCGCCGCGGCCGAGAUCAUUCCUUACUUCACUGAUAGCUUCGGGAACGAGAGCCGUAUCGAUUACGGUACCGGCCACGAGACCAAUUUCGCUGCCUGGUUGUAUUGCCUUGCCAGGUUAGGGUUAAUCAAGGAGGAAGACUACCAGGCGGUGGUAACUAAGGUUUUUGUCAAGUACCUGGACUUGAUGAGGAAACUGCAGUUGGUUUACUGCCUUGAGCCGGCUGGGUCCCACGGGGUUUGGGGCUUGGACGACUACCACUUCCUGCCCUUCGUUUUUGGGUCGUCGCAGUUGAUUGAUCACAAGUACAUGAAGCCGAAGUCGAUCCACAACGAGGAUAUACUUGAGAGCUUCUCGAACGAGUACCUUUAUCUCUCGUGCGUCGCGUUCGUGAAGAAGGUGAAGAAAGGACCCUUUGCUGAGCACUCCCCCAUGUUGAAUGAUAUCAGCGGCGUGCCCAAUUGGAACAAGGUCAAUACUGGGUUGCUUAAGAUGUAUAAGGCUGAGGUGUUGGGGAAGGUCCCUAUCAUGCAGCAUUUCCUAUUUGGUUCGCUCAUCCCAUGGGACAAUGGUUUAUGAGCCUUGUUUACUCAAACCCUGGAUGAUAAGUAGAAGGCAUUUUGCUUAUGACAGAAAAUGUAUACUGCUGGUAGUAUGAACUCAUCUCUCUCUCUCUCUCUCUCUCUCUCUCUCUCUCUCUCUCUUCUUGUCAAGUCGACUCUACCUGUAUUUAGCUAUAUGCAGGAACCUUUUUUUGUAGCUGUAUUUACUUGUUCUGGACAUGUAAUAUUGAUUUAACUUUUUUCAAAUUUCCCAAAUUCAGUUGGAAUAUUGAGUUUCUUAUUUUUGUUA
Molecule: messenger RNA, 1573 nt
Organism: Rhododendron vialii
Lineage: Eukaryota; Viridiplantae; Streptophyta; Magnoliopsida; Ericales; Ericaceae
Exons: 3
Coding region: 110-1300 (396 amino acids)
Biological process (GO): mitotic spindle organization
Cellular component (GO): cytoplasm; nucleus; protein phosphatase type 2A complex
Molecular function (GO): peptidyl-prolyl cis-trans isomerase activity; protein tyrosine phosphatase activator activity
Source: RefSeq, a predicted model, not a curated record